ACCCUUCCCAAACAGCACUGGAGGAAUUGCGCUCAGUUCUCCCCAGCCCUGCAGCUGACAUCAAGGCUGUCAUCCAGCUCCUAUAGCAAGGAAUCCAAACACCUGAAGUCCUACUGAGAUGGGCAAAAUCAUCAUUUAUGAGCAUGCCAACUUCCAGGGUUUGUCCAAAGAAUUCACCACUGACACUCCCAACCUAACAGCUGUGGUUUGGAAUGAUAUUAUCUCCUCAGUGAAAGUAAUUGGCCAGCCUUGGGUGGCUUAUGAGCAUGUUGAGUACAAGGGCCAGUUUCUGGUAUUUGAGGAGGGAGAAUAUGGCUUUGUUGGGAAAGAGAUGAAUGACAAGAUCAGUUCUCUGCAGCUGAUCACUGAAGAUCUGCACAAUCCCCAGAUCACUCUCUACGAACACGUUGAAUAUAAAGGGAGGAGCAGAACAGUAAGAGAAGCAACCAAUCUGGCUGGGGGAGAAGAUGAUGACAUCGUGUCUUCUCACAAAGUCCAGAGAGGUGUCUGGCUGCUGUGUGAAAACAGCGAUGGAAGUGGAGCUCGACAUCUUGCCCGAGAGCAUGAAGACGUUCCCAAUUACAAGGAAAUUGACUUCAAUGACAAGCUUUCCUUCCUGCGUCCCCUUCGCCCCGGCCGCGACUCUUAGACUGCAGAUCCUGUGACUCUGAGGGAAGAUGCAGUCCCAGUAGGAAAUCUAAGGCCUUGAUCUCUGCCUCUGCUUGUGUCCCUUCCUUUUGAUUGACAAAGCCCUUGUGGUACCACAGUGAUUUGCUUUACAAAGCCCUUGUGGUACCUUGGCCUCUUCCAUUGUGUGUAACCUCUUUUGGGUUGGUGCUAAUAAAGAUUCUCUUGCA
Molecule: messenger RNA, 857 nt
Organism: Vidua chalybeata
Lineage: Eukaryota; Metazoa; Chordata; Aves; Passeriformes; Viduidae
Product: epidermal differentiation-specific protein-like
Exons: 2
Coding region: 119-649 (176 amino acids)
Biological process (GO): visual perception; lens development in camera-type eye
Molecular function (GO): structural constituent of eye lens
Source: RefSeq, a predicted model, not a curated record